Aureobasidium musti is the source of this 483-nucleotide messenger RNA. Lineage: Eukaryota; Fungi; Ascomycota; Dothideomycetes; Dothideales; Saccotheciaceae. The record is from the annotation of a GenBank genome assembly.
AUGAGAGUCUACGAGGACAGUUUCUCCGGCCAGAAGAUCUACCCUGGCAAGGGCAAGCUCUACGUUCGUGGUGACAGCAAGAUCUUCCGUUUCCAGAACGGCAAGUCCGAGUCGCUCUUCCUCCAGCGCAAGAACCCCCGCAAGAUCUCCUGGACCGUCCUUUACCGCAGACAGCACAAGAAGGGUAUCUCAGAGGAGGUCGCCAAGAAGCGCACUCGCCGCACCGUCAAGAGCCAGCGUGCCAUCGUUGGUGCCUCGCUCGAUGUGAUCAAGGAGCGCCGUUCGCAGCGCCCCGAGGCUCGCGCCGCCGCCCGCGCCGCCGCCAUCAAGGAGGGCAAGGCCAAGAAGACCGAGUCCGAGUCGGCAAAGAAGGCCAACAAGGCAAAGAACGCCGCCUCCGCCGCAAAGGGCCAGGCCGGCAAGAUUGCCAGCAAGCAGGGCGCCAAGGGUGCACCCGUCAAGGUCGCCGCCAAGUCCCGCUAA